Messenger RNA from Theobroma cacao (cacao), 1607 nucleotides. Its product is annotated as P53/DNA damage-regulated protein. Lineage: Eukaryota; Viridiplantae; Streptophyta; Magnoliopsida; Malvales; Malvaceae. The record is from RefSeq and is a predicted model, not a curated record.
UGCCCUCAAUUAUCAGAAUUUUGAACUCAAGCCCAAAUGCAUAUACUACUUUCUGGUAUAAUUGCAGCAGUUUUCUGACUAAGCUGAAAACCACCGUGGAGUUUGCUACGGUUUCUAUCUCCGGCCUCACUCCUGAUAAUUAGCCGCUUUGACUUGCCGAGAGCGGAAAGGGUGCUUUGUGGGGGAAUCGAAGAUGGAUGAGAACAUGAAGCAAUUCCAGCAAGGCUUGAUUGAGCUUGAAACUGAAGCUGAACAUUUACUAUUGGCCCGUCAUCAGCUGGUUGAGAAUGAUAAAGUGAGGAAUGGGAACAGGGAAGCACUUACUGCACUGAGGAAGAGGGCUCGCACAACAAAAACUAGUGUCCCAUCUCCUUUUAAGUCAAUGAUGAAGAAUAUUGGGGACCCUGGAUCAAGAACUUUGGUAAAGGAGGUUUGUGCAACUUGUGGCAACCAUAACUCAAAUGAGCGGACAUGGAUGAUGUUCCCAGGAACUGAUGUUUUUGCUAAGAUCCCGUUUCAUGCUGCUCACACUAUCUUGGAGACAGAUCAAGCACAAUUGGAUUAUGAAGCUAAGAAACUGCAAAGCUAUGUGAAGGAAAAAUCUUUUUUGAUAUCAGAAAAAGGUGUCCUCGCUGACAAGAUUAGUCCUGGUGUGCUUAAAUCCUUAGUAAUGCUAAAAGAUAAACCAUGUGACUGAUUCUGCAAAGGAGGCAGGCCUCACGAUGCAUAUCAUAGUCUCGUGAUUUAUUUUCUCACUUUGGUGUUGAGUUAUUGAACAAAAACAUGCUAGUUCACAGUGUAUGGCCACAAAUAGCUUUUGGUUCUUUUUCUUCACAAAGUUUUCUCCCUUCCUUCUUGAGUAGAUUGUCAGGACAGUUCAAUAUCGGGUUAAGGGACCAUGUGGAUAUAUGCUUUUACUAGAGCUGUGAAGUUUCGUGACUACUGUUUAAGCAGUUGAAGAUACCUUGUAAUGCUAUAAUGUUGUUGUUUUCAUGUGGUCCUCCGCCCCCCUACCCCCUUCUCCCACCCACCAGCAACCAAAGAAAGGCCACUACUUAUUGUGCAACCUGGCUGAUGCGAUGAGGCAAUCAAAUAAAUCAAAAGUACUUUUUUUGACUUGGAGUCAGCAUUGCUCUUUAUAGGGGUUCAGAAUGAAGUUGGUUGCGAUAUCUGGGAAACUUCGAAGCGCUAACAGUCUUCUGAUUGAUACAGAGCUUCGAUGAAAUUUAGCGACCAUUACUGAUUUUGUUGAUUGUGCUGUGAAUAUCGGUUAUCAAAAUACGAUGUCUUCUUCGAAUCUAUUUUGGUACACAUGACUAGUGCUACAUCUUUGCAAGGACCAUUUUUACCAUACCGAUAUGACUUCCUCUCUGAAAGAAGUUGUAGCAUUAAUAGGGAUAGAGAAACCAUUUUCCGAAUGAUUUAUCAACUGAGGGGAUGAAUUCUGUCUUUGUUGUGAUUCACUCCAGCAGCUAAGUUUCGAAAUCAUGGAAGAGCAUGCCUCUUUUUUACUUGUUUUUGGUGUACCAAUUCAUGUAGUUGCAUUAUUGUUCUUCUGUUUCUUGUAUUGGCUAAGUUGUUAGUUGAAGAGAUGUUGACAAGGCAAA